This is a messenger RNA of Alligator sinensis (Chinese alligator), 1367 nucleotides long. RefSeq names its product glutaredoxin (gene GLRX). Bases 109 to 426 code for a protein of 105 amino acids. The transcript has 3 exons. NCBI's taxonomy places the organism in Eukaryota, Metazoa, Chordata, Crocodylia, Alligatoridae. The record is from RefSeq and is a predicted model, not a curated record.
UGUCCCUGGAAGGAAAGCAUUUUGCAAACUACAAAUAGCUGGAGCUGGGUGGGGGCAGUACUAUAGCAUUCAGUCUGAUUCUAGGUGUUAGACAGCAGCACCCUUAAGAUGAGCCAGCAGUUUGUGAAGAGCAAACUUGGAGCUAAUAAAGUGGCUGUUUUCAUAAAACCAACCUGUCCUUACUGUCAGGAAGCUAUAGAGCUUCUGAAGAAGUACACUUUCAAGCCAGGACAUCUGGAGUUCAUUGAUCUCACAGCCAGAAAUGACAUGAGCAGUAUUCAGGAUUACUUCCUACAGUCAACAGGGGCAAGAACAGUCCCCCGUGUGUACAUCGGAGAAGUCUGCAUUGGUGGUUAUUCUGAUCUAGACGCUUUAGAUCAAAAUGGAGAACUUGUACCAAAACUGAAAGAACUUGGUGCUCUAUAGUAGUCCAAAGGACAGAGAUGGCCAGAAGUUUGCCACAGGAGUCUUGGAGAACAAACGUCCUGUCAACCUCCAGUUUCCUUUGCUAAUUCCAUGAGAAACAGGGUUGAGAUAUAAUUACUUUUGAAAAAUGGUCCCUUCUGAAAAAUGCUGUAAUAUGCUGCUGCUCUUCAUCCUGUGUAAUACUUACAGGAGCAAACUUGGAACCUGCUUGGGCAAGCAAACAUUUUACUCUACUCUGAUUUUGUUAAGCAAUAUCAUUGUUCUCUGUAUAGUGCUGUCCAUAAAACCAUGGCCAGCAUUUCCCUUCUCUGUCCAAUUCCCUCUCCAGUUCUUGUGUUCUUUCCCUUAACAUAGCUGCCAACAACUUAAUGCUUUCUUAUUAAUACAAAGAAUCAAUUCAACUGAAUUGUAAGUUGAGACCAUGUAGAGGCCUGUAUCCUGCCAUGUAACUGGUAACAUUACUAUAACCUCUCUUACAUAAGAUGAGGGGAGUGCAAAAGUAAAUACUUAUCAUUUAUCAACAUUCCUCUGUAUCUUGUUCUUUAUUACAGCAUACAGGGAUAAGCAAGAAGUAGCACUCUAGCUAAUGCAUCUGGGUUGGGAAGUCGAGCUUUGAAACCUGGAAGCACCCUCAAAUUACUCCUAACAUUGGCCAAUGUAAGGACUAAAGACAGGAAGGCUGUGCUGGAUAAUGAACUGGGGUGCAAGUGGGAUGGCUGGCAAGUGGAACUGAUUAGAAGCAUUGCCCAAAAUGUGUUGGCUUGAAGUGGCUAACUUUGAAUACCAAGCUCUCACUGCCUUCUACAAGUGCCUACUCCCACAUCCCUUUUUCUCCUUGCCUCUCUUCAGUAGUAAAAGGAAGGGGAGGGCUACCAAUAUUCACUUGUGAAUGACUUGUGUCUACAUUUUUAAUGGCAAAAAACUUCCAUAUAAAGAAGAAU